Messenger RNA from Paramuricea clavata, 3628 nucleotides. The record is from the annotation of a GenBank genome assembly. NCBI's taxonomy places the organism in Eukaryota, Metazoa, Cnidaria, Anthozoa, Malacalcyonacea, Plexauridae.
CUUCACUUAUGACACGAAAUCCGUAUUUUCUCUUCUUGACAUUUACAUCCUGUGGUUUUUAAGGUAAUAUUACGUACCUAUAAAUACGGAGCAAGAUUCAAGCACACUCAAAUAGUUGGACAAGAACUUGGAAAGAAAUUUGAAAAUGAUGUUCAAAGUACUUCUCAUAUUCGCCGCUGUAUGCGCAAGCAGUAUUGAAGCCAAUUAUGGGCAAUGUAAGCUGUACUACAUUAUAUGAACUCUAUAUCUAGUAUUUAAAACACGAGAAGGAGUGUUUUAUCAUACUUACAGGUAAACUACGUGAAGCGUUCCUCUUUUGAGUUCCUAACUCAUUUGGAAUUUUCAAAAUUAGAUUUGCAAAUUUGAAAAACCCUUCGGAAAUCCCUUGAGGGAAUUUGCAAUUUUCCUGUCGGCCCUUGCAAUAUUCCAACGCAAAGAAAGUUCCUUUCAAAUUUUCCUAACUUCCUGUUUUAAUUUCCUAACUUCCUGUUCUGUUCUUAUCGUUUUCAUUGGUGGAUUAUUUCUGUUGGCCAAUUGCAACGCACAGAACAGGACAGGAAGUUAGGAACUUGUAACAGGAAGUUAAGAACUUCUAACAGGAACUGAGGAAAAUUUAUUUUGCUCUUAAGAACAUUGCAAAUUCCCUCAAGGGAUUUGCAAGGGAGUUUUUCAAAUUUGCUAAGGUAAUGACGAAAAUUGCAAUCAACUUAGGAACUCUAAAGAGGAACGCUUCACGUAGUUUACCGUUACCUGUAAAACGCGAGGCGCAACCGAGCGUUUUAGAUAUGAUAAAACGCGAGUUUGGGUGUUUUGAAUAGCUUAAAGUACGACUAUACAAAAAAAUACUAAUUAGAAUGAACAAUGAUAUAACCAUACUAAUUAGGAUGAACAAUUAUAUAACGAAUACUGAUGAAGAUGAGUUUUAUCAGCUAUAAAGUCACUUCACGUGACAUAUUAUGGCUGACAUGAUUUGCCACAAGGAUUAUGAAUUUUUAAUUCCAAUUUUAGAAGCAAUAAUCAUUAAAUUAUUCAUGAUAUUUCUGCGUUAGCGAGGAUCUUAACCUGGUCUUAACUGACUUUAGUUUCGAGAAUAUAUCUAUAUAUAUAUAUAUAUGUAGUAUUCCACACGAGCAUGCAUGCAUUGUCACAUCAAUACAAUUUUCUUUUCUGAAAGAAAAUUUCCUAUAUGACACGCCACGAUUUGUUUCGCUAACAAAUUGGUGCCAGGAAUAGCUUGCACUCGCAUAGGACAAGAGUCUUCAGAUUGUAAAGUCUUUUAUUCAUUCAUUCGUUCAUUCAUUCAUUCAAGAUGAAGCAUAACGAAUUUUAUCCUAUAUACAGAUACUAUGCACUGCCCUUGUGGUUCGCAUAAAAUUUUAAAUGGCUGUUAUACGUUUAUGAAGAACAAGGUCACUUGGGACAAAGCUCGCGCAGAUUGUUUGAAACGUGGUGGAGAUCUAGUCAUUCCUACCAGCAACACAGAAUGCGAUCUUCUCAGUCAACGUGCUAAUACCCUUGGAAUGAAUGCUCCGUGGAUUGGUGCCUCCAGGUAUCUCAAUUAUACAUGCUGUAUAAGAAAGUGUUAUCUAACUUUGAUGGGUAUAGUGUAGAUGAAAAUUACAGAGUGUAAAUUUAUAUACAUUUAUUAGACUUAACCAGAAACAGAAGCUGAAAAGUGGAACUUUAGGUCCCUGGCUGCAGGAAUUGAACGUGCGGCCAUGCAUGCGAUUCCGGUGCAGCGCUCUAACCAUGCAACUGAGCUACAGAGGUCAGUUUUCAAGCUCUAACGACAAGUUCGUUUAUAACUAAGGUACUGCCAUGUAUAGGUUAUAAUGCAUGGGUAUAAAUAUCAAGAUUUUUGUUACAUCUCACUCGAAUGAAUAGUAUUAGAUGUGUAUUGUAGAUGGACUUUUGUCAAGUGGAAAUUUAUAUACAUUUAUUAGACCUUACCAGGAACAAUAAGCGAAAAAUGCAACUUUAGGUUCCUGGCAGGAAUUGAACCUGCGGCACUGCGAUUCCGGUGCACUGCAUAGCAAUCUAACUUUAACAUUUUAUUGUAUACGGUUGUACAAAUCAAGCACACCUACAACAACGUAGCCGAGUUGUUCUAGUUGUGUGCUUAAUUUACGCACUGCAACUCCUAUACUGUCGCAAGCAUGCGACAGUCAGUAGAAAAAAAGGUUCUGUAGUGGAAAUUAAGUGCAUGCUUUUCAACCAUUCGAAAUUUAGUAUUAAUACUGUAUGUCAUGAAAAUAAUGGUAUAAAAAUCAUUGAUAAUUGUAUUUUUGCAAGAAGUUUUCUUUUUUUUGCAGACGACGACAAGAUGCGAAAUUCUAUAAUACCUGUGGAAAAGCAUUAAGUUUCAAACGCUGGAAUUCGGGGGAGCCAAAUAAUCAUUCGAACAAUGAAAACUGUGCCCAUAUGUAUUCGCAUGGCUCAGGAAAAGGAAAAUGGAAUGACGUCAAUUGUAUCCGCCCCUAUGGAUACAUUUGCCAAUUUAAAGCACACAGAUGUGAGUUUUAACAAACAAGCCGCUCUAUUAAGCGUUAAGGUUCUUUUCCACUUAUCGCAAAAACAGCUCGCAGUGAGCAUGCGAGUCCUCGCGAGCUCGCUGGUUAAUUUCCACACUUCGUCAUUUCGGGUGACUAAUUUACGUUUUUGCAAAAUGGCGGCCGCUUUAAUUCGGCGCCUUUUGCUCUUACUUUAUUUAAGACGAUGUAGGAGAGGACGUCUCAAGUAUUUAAAACGUGAGGGUGAUAAAUAAAUAUGAUAAAUAUGAUAAAUAUAAUGUUUAACUGAUAUUUUCAACGAAUUCCAUUGGCUACUGGUCUUCUUUGUUCGCGCGAUCAGAAAAUAUUGUUGAAAUUAUUUAACAUCGCUGCGAGUGUUUGCAAGCUCGCCGCGAGCUGUUUUUGCGAUGAGUGGAAAAGAGCCCUUAAGGUCCAUACGGAGCCUUAGAGCCUUUAAGAAUAGAGCCUUUAAGGCGGACACGAUUUGGCUACGCGACGAGAAUUUUCAAUUCUCAAUGACAUUUAACUUUAAUAUUUUUCAGUGUUUUUCAAAUAUUCGGACCACUUAAGCAAUUUUAGCUAUUCGGUCUAAAUCCCGUUGACGGUUUUAUUUGAUUUUGAAAACUGACAGAACAUUCGCGUCGCGUUGCCGAAUCGCGUCCGGUCUGUGUGGACCUUUAUAUCGCUGGGACUAAUGCCAUGAAAAUUGAAAGCUUUGCGUUUUACACACAGAGCUGUGUGAGAUGCCAGCGGCGGAAAGUUAAAAUAUUCGGGACUUAGAGUUGAGUUUCCAUUGACAGUAUUGUCUACUGAGUCAUUUUUGAAAAGCAUUAUAGUGUAAUACAGGCGCUCGAGGUCAACGUACUUUUUAUUGUCAUAUUGAUUUCAAAUACCUCAAUAUUUAAACAAAUUUUCUUACUCUGUUGUCGUGUCUGAAUAAUGAUAUAUAUUUUUUCAAAGGUGAUUAAAGCAGCAAAACUGAAAUAAAGUCAUGAAACAUAGCUACUGUAGUAGUAGUAUGGUAUAACUUGUAGGCUAUGUGCUGUAGUAAUUCAGAUAUUGUGCAGAAAAGAUGUCAUUUUUUGUAAAAAUACCCGAUUAAAUGUUUAGUUUGACAA